Molecule: messenger RNA, 450 nt
Organism: Hirundo rustica (Barn swallow)
Lineage: Eukaryota; Metazoa; Chordata; Aves; Passeriformes; Hirundinidae
Product: parathyroid hormone 4-like
Exons: 3
Coding region: 1-450 (149 amino acids)
Biological process (GO): adenylate cyclase-activating G protein-coupled receptor signaling pathway; bone mineralization; regulation of chondrocyte differentiation
Cellular component (GO): extracellular region
Molecular function (GO): hormone activity; peptide hormone receptor binding
Source: RefSeq, a predicted model, not a curated record
AUGGGAAGGAGAGAGAAAAAGCUCCUGCCCCAGAGAUCUCUGCAGACAGUUACAUUUUUGGCAAUUCUUUUCUCUGCCUGUUUUGCAAUGUGCCAAGACCUUGAAAACAGGGCAGUGACCGAGCACCAGCUCCUGAACGACAGAGGGAGGGCGGUGCAAGGGCUGAAGCGCCUGAUGUGGCUGCAGCACGCCCUGGGUGCCGUGCACACCGCCAGCAGCAGGGAUAGCCCAGCCCCGAAUGCCGGGUGGGACGCGCAGAAGAGCCAAGAUCCCUCAGAUUUCAACAACAACGGAGAAUGGAGCUUCAACAGCGAUGGAGAUGAGGUUUCAAGCCCGGUGAAGCAGCUGCUGGAACCGAUGGAAGCUCAGGGACUCCUCUCGCUAAAGCAGCUGGGUGGGAAGAUCCCAAAGGGUAACUGGAACCCACAGCACCUUUUCGACCCCCUUUGA